This is a messenger RNA of Danio rerio (zebrafish), 1036 nucleotides long. NCBI's taxonomy places the organism in Eukaryota, Metazoa, Chordata, Actinopteri, Cypriniformes, Danionidae. The record is from RefSeq and is a predicted model, not a curated record.
AUGACGCCAUCCCAUGAUCCAAACAAUGAUAACUGUGAUCAUGAGGAGCUCAAUACAGCACUGAAGUCGUUACAAGUGAAACUGAAACGCAAUGAAGAAAGGAAAGCAGAGUUUGAGAAAACAGUUCAACACAUCAAGUCUCAAGCCGAUCACACAGAGCAUCAGGUUAAACAUGAGUUUGAGAAGCUUCAUCAGUUUCUCCGAGAUGAAGAAGAAGCUACAAUCACUGCACUGAGGGAGGAAGAGGAGCAGAAGAAGCAGAUGAUGAAGGAGAAGCUGGAGGAGAUGAACACACACAUCUCAGCUCUUUCACACACGAUCAAAGACACGGAGGAGAUGCUGAAAGCCAAUGACGUCUGCUUUCUAAAGGAGUUUUCAGUCUGGAUGGAAAGAGUCCAGAUCUCACAGCCGGAUCCACAGACGCCUUCUGGAGCUUUGAUUCAUGUGUCUCACUACUUGGGGAACCUGCCGUUCAGAGUCUGGAAGAAGAUGCAGGACAUCGUCCACUACACUCCUGUAAUUCUGGAUCCAAACACUGCUCAUCCAGGUCUAAUCCUGUCUGAUGAUCUGACCACUUUGAGAAAUAGAAGGAACACACAGCCAUCUCCUGAUAAUCCGGAGAGGUUUGACCAAAUGUACUGUGUUCUGGGUUCAGAGGGUUUCAUCUCAGGGAAACACUGCUGGGAUGUGGAGGUCAAAGAAAGUUUAUACUGGAAUUUUGGAGUAACUACAGCAUCAAACCAGAGGAAGGGGUUCUUUAGCACUGGUGUCUGGAGUGUGCGGUGUGAACUAUCUAUUGGUUCUGGCUUUAUUGUUAAACAGACGCUUGAGCGUGUGAGAGUUGAUCUGGACUGUGACAGAGGAACAGUGUCUUUCUCUGAUCCUCUUAAAAACACACAUCUACACACAUUCACAACCACCUUCACUGAGUCGGUCUUUCCUUACUUCUAUUUUAAUGAUAUAGUCAAUUGUUUGAAGAUUUUACCAUGUUAAACUGCUUGCAUCAACAGAAAAUCAUCAAAGUUUUUUAAAAUCC